Phlebotomus argentipes is the source of this 6130-nucleotide messenger RNA. RefSeq lists its product as uncharacterized. Gene Ontology annotation, biological process: DNA-templated transcription initiation. Gene Ontology annotation, molecular function: general transcription initiation factor activity; DNA binding. The coding region runs from base 931 to 2199 and encodes 422 amino acids. The transcript is spliced from 5 exons. The record is from RefSeq and is a predicted model, not a curated record. Lineage: Eukaryota; Metazoa; Arthropoda; Insecta; Diptera; Psychodidae.
GUCACACGUAGAGUAGUGAUGGGGGACUGAGGGUGGGAUGAGGAUUUUGGGGUGUUUUCAAUGUCGUCUCAUUGUGUGCCUCACUGUGGGGGAAUUUUUCUGUGUCUCAUGAGGACUUGGAGCAUGAAUCACACACUUGGGCGCCCUCAGAGUCCAUCCAGACGCCUUCGGUGGCUCCGUUGUGGGCGCCAAGGGAGUGUGAAAGUAGUCCGGAGGGACGGGAAGAGGAGACUAAUUGGGACAAUUGAGCGGAAGUUUGCUUCCCGUUUGGCUCAGAGACAAUCUCUCUCUCUUCAGGUCUCACGAGAGGGAAUUCCCGGAUGGAUUCCUGUUUUGAGAGUGUAUGGAUGACUGUUGGCUUCCUCUCUUUGGAGGGUUGCUGAGGAAAAGCCUCGAGCGCGUGAAAUUGCGCCCAUUGCGUCGAUUGAUUGGGAAAUGGAACGGAAAAGAGCACCCAAAGACCUUGCCCGGAAAUUUCGCCUGCAAUUUUAACGCCUCUGCCCCACUCACACCCACAGUGUCGGUGUGUUGGGGACCUGGGGAAUAUCGGGCGAAGCACUGACGAAUGGGUGGCAAUGUGAUUCAUCCGCAGUACUUUGCUGAUAAGGACAGAGAAGUGUAAGAUCCUAGAGAGUGCUUUAUGUUGGUGGCCAGAACUGACUGAAAUUCUGACUGCUGCUUUGAGGGAAGAGAAGUGUGUGGAGAGCUGAAGUGAAGUGGAGGGAAGAAAUACUAUGACCAAGAGGUGAAGGAGAGUGACGUGUUCAGUGAAUGAAUCAAUAGGCAAAGUCAAAAAGAGAGACACAACAGUCGACAGAAUAUAGAGAGUGUUUUUGAGGUCAAGAGAAUCACCGGAAAUCGAAGGGAUUGUGCGUGUGUGUGUGUGUGUGCAAAGGCGGUCGCUUCCGCGAAAGGGACCCUCAUUCUUUAAUGUUUAGCCUGGGUGGCGAGAGUGGAAUGGCUACGCUGCUGCAGCAAAAGAGCUGCAUGAAAACAUUGGCGAAUGGGGGUGGAAAUGGUGCCACUGGGGCUUCUGGUACGGCCACAACGUCCGUACUGUUACCCCAUGAGCUGGUCAACAUGCCGGCAACGCAGGGCGGCGGUCAGAUGGUUCAGGAGCAGUCGGUGUCCACGCAGUCGUAUCACCAGCAGCAGUUCACCAAUUUCAUCCAAUACAACAACUACACGAACUUUACCCCGCCAACAGCUUAUCAGGUGGUCAAUAGCAGUAGCAUAUUGAACCAUCCGCACCAGCAAGCGCUAAGCCAAAGCAUCAUGACACCUGCGGAGUCUAAUAUCGUGAUAAUCUCGCCGGACAGCCUGGCCAAUGGCGGCGCGGAGGGACACGCAGAGCAGGACAUCAUUGAGGAGGACGACGACAUGGAUCACGUGGCGGAGAGCAAGCCGGACGACUGCGAGAGUGCCAAUGGCGUGAAGGAGCCAACAGCAAUGGCCGAGGAGGAGGCUGAGCCUGAAGUUGACAUAGUUAUUAAUAAUGUUGUGUGUUCAUUUAGUGUUAGGUGUCAUCUGAAUUUGCGCGAAAUCGCUCUGAAUGGUUUUAAUGUGGAAUUCAGGCGGGAGAAUGGAAUGGUGACGAUGAAACUCAGACGUCCCUACACGACAGCGUCUAUUUGGUCGUCUGGGAAGAUCACAUGCACGGGUUCCACAUCUGAGGAUCAGGCGAAGAUUGCAGCGAGACGCUAUGCUAGAUGCCUUCAGAAAUUAGGUUUUAAUGUUAGGUUCAGCAAUUUUCGCGUGGUGAACGUGUUGGGCACGUGCAGCAUGCCGUGGGGCAUAAAAAUUGUCAAUUUUUCGGAGAAGUACAGGAAAGAGGCGAGUUAUGAGCCUGAACUCCAUCCUGGCGUCACGUAUAAGCUCAAAACACCUAAAGCAACACUGAAGAUCUUUUCAACAGGAAGCAUCACUGUCACUGCUGGAAGUGUAGCGAAUGUUCAGGCGGCCAUAGAGCAUAUUUUCCCGCUGGUGUAUGAGUUCCGGAAGGCGAGAGUGCCGAUUGAUCCCACAACAACAACAACAACAACAACAACCACAGCUGAGCCUUUGAGUGAGGCGUGCGAAGAAUCAAUGGACCAACAUUCCGCGAAGCGACGGAAGAAGAUGAAGAGGCCCUUCGGGAGGACUGCCAAUGAUCCCACGGACAACAUUAUGUACGUCUCCGAUGCGGAGGAAUAUGAUUAAGACAACAACUGUGCUUCGCCACGAGAAGAAUCCAUUUUGAGAGGGGAAAGAGAGAGAGAGAGAAAUUGUCUUUGUUUCUUGUAAAUCAAUCCACCGUUUGCUGUUCCAAUGACUUUUCCUAAAUGUUAGUGAGAAACAAAACUGCUGAAAUAUCUCGAUGAGGAGGGAGAUGAUAAGGAAUUUGUGUAAGAGAGCAAAAGAGAUGCGAGGUGAGACAUUUUAAUGCAAUGCAGAGCAAUUUUGUGUGAAUUGCAAACAUGUUUUUAUUAGAAUUCAUGUUGGAAAGAAGUCAAAUAUUGAGCAACAUUAAUGCAUACAAUCUUCUCCGAAUCGUGCGGGAAAAGAGAGAAGAAAACACGAGAAAAAUGAUAAAGAUGAUAGAGUAACAUGAAUUAUUGUGUAAUAAGGUGUAUCUGAAGAACAUUGCUAAUUAUUCUAGUGUAAACUUCAUUAUUUAAAUUCAUGCUUUAUGAUAUUAUCGACACAAUAAGGGGGAAAAUCUACAUUGGAGAAAAGUCCAUGAAGAGAAAAGUAAAUGAACGUUUGUGUAAAAAGAAAUGAAAUGACAUUUUGUGUUCUUUCAUUUUGGGCCAAACAUUGCGCAGAGAAAAUGUUAGAAGAGAAGAUGUAGAAAAAUGAAUAUUUAUUGUUGCUUUUCGUUCAUCAUCAACUCUUGUCUUUCUAUUCCGUUCUUUUUCCUUUGCCACACUUAAGAGAGAGAAAAAAAGUGAUUGUAUUGUGAGUGAAUCUUUGUGAUUAGUCACAAUUUCAGCUGAAUUUAUUUCCUUUUCAUGCAUUGAAGAAUGAAAUAUGAAGGAAUUAAUGAAUAAGUAAUAAAUGUAAAGCGAUGUUUUAUAAAUAGAAAUGAAGAAUCACUAAAUAAUUCAAUAAGAAGAGGUGAAAAGAUGUGAGGGAGUGAGAAAAAUUGGGCGAGAAGUGGAGGAAAAGAUGUGUUAAUCAUUGCAUCUCUGUUGCGAGUAUUUCAACCAACACAAACACAAGAUACAAAGAAAGAAAUAUACUUGGAAAUAUAUAAAGAUUUACUUUGAAAAAAAAAAAGGACAAAUAAGGAAAAAUAAUGGUGGAAUAGAAAAUGUUUAGUAAUAAUUAAAGCGAAUUCAUAAAGUGCUUUUAACAAUGACGAAGAAGAGGAAGGAAUUAUGAGGAAUUGUUAUAGAAAAGAGAUCUUAAAGUGUUGCUACGAUAUUUUCUACUAUUGUCUUCACUCUGACUUCUUCCCUUUGAAAUAACAAAACAGACACGAAAAAUCUAUGAGGAAAUCUUUGUUGAAAAGUAAAUCACAACAUUUCAUGAAUACACCUUUCUCAUAUUUAUGCUCAUAUCGUAAAUCAAUCAUAUCUUAACGUUUAUUUUCUUAUUUCAUUCAAUUAUAUUACGGUUAUCAUUUUGAGGACCAAGGAAAUAUACAUGUUAAAUCACUUUGAAAUUAUUUUCUACGCAUUUUCGUAAAUAUAUAUAUUUUAUCCAAAUGAUAUUCCUCACAAAAUCAUUCUUUAUCACGCACAUUUCUUUUCAUUUGUUCUCUUUCAAACACAGAAAUUGAAGACCAAAGACUUGAAGUAAUUUCUGAAUAAGGUUUUAUCAUCAUUCACUCUUGAACUUUAACAUUUUUCCACACUACCAGAAUAUACCUUAAACAUUUAACACUUUUUUCUACACACACACACACACACAGACACAAAGUGGUAAUGAUGAUAAAUUGUACGAUCUAGUGCCAAUUGAUAGUAAUGACAAGAAUAUGAAGAGUAGAAAUAAGAAAGUUUAGCAUCUGAAGAUGCGUAAGAAAGUGAGGGAAAAGUUAGUUUAAGUGGAAGAAGAGAAAAAACCAUAAUUUAUUGAGAAGUGUAAGAGAAUUAGUAAGGAUAACCAUAGAAGAUAUAUUAUCAAGAAAAGAAUAUUUUAAAGCGUGAUGUGUUAGGAUUAUGAAUUUAAAGCAAAACCUCUCACGAUUGAUAUUAAGUAAGGAAAAUAUUGAUGAAAUCAGUGAUCCCAAAAAGCAAAUGUGGAGGUGAUUCGACAUGGCAGAAAUUUGAUUCAUUCCAGCGCAAUUCAUCAAGUCUCCAGGAUCCAUUAAUUCACUGAACAAUGAUUUUUUUUAUUGUGAAAAAAAAAUUCCCUGUCAAUUGAAGAAAUGAAGAGUUGACGGACAGUUUUUCUUAUACUACUAUAGGUGCAUUUUCCCCAUGACAAAACUCUACGAACACUGUUGGAGACUUUCAUGUGCGCACAGGCGAACUGUUAAAAACUUGACAGUUUUACAUACAAUGAACUGAUUUUGCCUAGAUUUACACUACAUACUUAUUACUUAAUGUGUCCUCACAGUCUCCUCAAAUAGAGAGAAAAGGAACAUAUAUUAAGACAGAGAUUAGCAGUUGAGUUAGACACAAAAUUGGUGUCAAAAUUGAAACACGCCUAAAAUUUAUAUGCAAAAAGUGAGAAUUUCUAGUUUGAAAUAAGUAAAAGCAGCAAAAAUUUAAAGAUAGUAAAUUUAUUAAAGAAAAAUGAGGAAUCAGAAGUAAUGGAAAUAAAUAAUAAAAUAAUUUGUCCACUGCUCAUCUCUGUGUUAAGAUUCCUGUAGAUAAAUUCCCGAUAAUUUAGUGUUAACUAUUUAUUUUUAAUUUAUUACUUAAAAUACGCCAGCCAGUUUAAAAAAUUUAACUAGAAUUUGUGCGUAACUCUUAAGAUCUUUGGUAGACUUCGUGAAUGAGUUUUAUUUCUGCUCAAGUGUGUUUAUUGAAUGCCUCCAGUUAAAAAAACAUGAUUAGUGAACAAAUGUGCGACUCUUGUAGCAAUAUUAUUUAUUUAUUAUUGCAUCACUUAACGGAAACUCGUAAAUGAGAUGAAACGAAAGAGAGGAGGAAAAUCUACCCAUUCAAAAGUACCAAUAAAUAAAUAUAAAUGUACGUAAAGUAUAAGGAAUAGCGAGGGAAGUGUUUAUGAUGCUACAAUUUGUAUUAUCAAAGAUUAAACGAAAGGCAUUUUUAUUAUCAGUUAUUUCGUUUAUUUUUUUUGUUUUCACUUUCAAAAGAAUGGUGACUGUUUAUGAAUCACGACGAGAAAAGAAUUUUGAAGCAAACGAUCGUGCAAUUAGUUAUAAAAUGAGAGUAGGAUUUUAAGGAUUCUGUCUGGGGUGGAAAAUAAAACUAUACGACAAAUGGGAAUUAUAAUGAAGAUAGUGGAGGAAAAACUGGUGAAAAAGCCUGUGAAUUGACUGAUGAAUAUUUUAUAAAAACAAAACGAGAAAAUCUAAAAGAAAAAAUAAAAUGUUUCCAAAUAAGUGCUGAAGCAAGUAAAUGACUUUUAAAUGUAAAGAAAAGGAGAGAAAACAUAGCAGAUGAAUUACACAAAAGCAUCAAAACCAAAUAAAAUUAAGUAGUUUAAGGAUAUUGAAAGAAAAGAAGAUGAGAUAAUCUGCAUGUGAAUGUACGUGUUCUAACUCUGUAAAUCUUUUCUUUCAAUUAGCCCGAUUUAUUUAAGUUACUAUUCUCACAAAUUUCGUGAAAGUAAUAUUAAAUAUUGAAGCAAAAAGAGUAAUUUGUGGAAAAAAAACAUGAUCAAAUUAAUCGGAAUAAUGUUAUUUACUUUGUAUUAAUCGCGUAAAUAUCGCCUAAAAUAUUUCUACUUCAAUUACGAUAACGAACAUUACCUAUUUUCCAGCAAGGUGUGUUUUUUCAGUGAGGAAAAGAAGUAAUUUACAAAUGAAAAAAGGAAAACAAACGUGAAUAACUUGUUGAUAGACAAAGAAAGGAUGGAAAUAAAUUGAAUUAUAUGAAUUAGGCCUUGUGUAUGAGAGCAAUUUUCUUCUUGAAGAUUGGAUGAUGAAAAAUCAAAGUGAAUAUAAUUUUAUAGGUAUUGAAAAAAAGAGGAAAGAAAACACCAAGAAUUCUAAUAAAAGUUCUUGACUAUGAAA